UAAGUGAAAAGGCGUGCCUGUCCAAAAUAUUCAACGUAUAGUUAAAAAAUGGGAGGGCGCACUUGAACUCGUUGAAGUCCUUUAUGAAGGUAGGCUGCAGCGUGUGUUUAUUGAUGAGAUGAAAGAAGAUGGAAGUGAGAAAUGAAAUAAAGUAAGGGAAAAUAUUAAACAAUUCGAAGCCUUGCCGGGGAAAAACCGGGGAAGCUGUGAAUCGCUGUCGCCAUUGGAAAAAAAGCUUAGGACAGCAGCGAUACGUCUGGAUUGGCUCACGAAGACACUGCCAGGACAUCAAAUGUGAUCUGUGAUGUCAUUGCAAGGUGGGGAGGUUUUGGAGGUGUCCAGUUUAAAUUGAAAGCGACCUAGGCAUUAGAAACCAUUCAUCGACUACUGCCAAGGACAUAUGCCUAGUAGGCCAAGGAGGUAUUGAGGCCAUGGAAAGAAAGUUGAGGAGGGGUAGAGUGCAGUGCGCCUUCCAUUGCUAAGUGUACCACAAUCACUGCUAAGAGGUGGGUUCUCUUUUAAUUAUUCGUUUUGACAUCCCAUUCACCAGAAUUUCCUAAGUAACUCGAAGAACCGGAGACAGACAGGUCGAGUGGCGAAUGAAGGAGCCCCUCCCCUGAUAUUAAAGAGCCACUCGCCUGACCUCUGAUCAUUCUCACUUCUUUUCCUCACAGAAGACUUCUACUUAGUUUUCUUCAGCACAACUUGAUCUGUUUUCCUGCUUAACUGUUCACCGGUGUGCAGUCAAGGUUGCACCAACAAGCACAGGGUUAUCAGAUCUCAUCUUUUGUCCUGGGUGACUUUCCUUAAAGGAUACUUUCUACUUCGGGGCGGUAUUGAAGAGACCACUGUGGCAGAGCGACCUGUGAUAGAGGCAAGCAGAGAGGACGGAAGGUAUUGCCUAGCACUGGUCUUCUCUCAGCCACCUCCACCAGGAACCUGUAGCAGUGUGUCCCGUGCCUCAUCACCAGCCUCACACACAUCUUCCCAACCAAGCGUCAUCUGACUGUGUGACAUCAGUUGCAAGGGGAUGACCGAGCGCAUUCAUAACAUCAAUCUCCACAACUUCAGCAAUUCUGUACUUGAGACCCUCAAUGAGCAGCGCAACCGCGGGCACUUCUGUGACGUGACUGUUCGGAUCCAUGGAAGCAUGCUGCGAGCCCACCGCUGCGUGCUGGCCGCUGGGAGCCCCUUCUUUCAGGACAAGCUGCUCCUGGGCUACAGUGACAUUGAGGUCCCCUCGGUGGUCUCGGUGCAGUCCAUCCAGAAGCUGAUAGACUUCAUGUACAGCGGGGUCCUGCGGGUUUCCCAAUCGGAAGCUCUCCAGAUCCUCACUGCUGCCAGCAUCCUGCAGAUCAAAACGGUCAUCGAUGAGUGCACCCGCAUCGUGUCCCAGAAUGUGGGCCUGGCCGGGCCAGGGGGGUUCCCUGUCAACCCAGGAGACUCUGGGCAGGAGACGCCCCGGGGCACACCUGAGUCAGGCACCUCUGGGCCCAGCAGCGAUGCAGAGUCAGUGUACAUGCAGGCCACGUCCCAGCAGAACCUAGAGCGUGCGUACACAUCGCAUUACUCCUACUCCGGCCUUUCACUGCAGAAUGGAACCCGUGAGCGCUCCCACUACGUAACCAGUAUGACAACAAGCUACGACCCAGCCCUCGGCACGCAGAAGGACCAGCAUGACCAGGACCCGCCGUGGAUCACCCGCAUCCAUGAGAGGUCACAGCAGAUGGAACGCUUCCUAUCCACUCCUGAGACCACCCACUGCCGCAAGCAGCCCCGACCGGUACGCAUACAGACAGGAGGCGUUCACAUAAAGCAGGAGGCAGAGGACGAGUACAGCAGCUAUGGUAUGGAUGAGUGCACAGAAGACACAGAACACGUUGAGGGUGUGGAGAGUGAGCCGAAGGGUGAAAGCUUUGACUCAGGGGUAAGCUCUUCCAUCGGUACUGAGCCAGACUCCGUGGAUCAGCAGCAGUACCUGCUUGGCUUUGGGAGGGAAGGGGUUGGAGAGGGGCAACAGUGCGAGGGGACCCCAGUGCAGAUCGAUGUCAAUGACUCCUCCCCAGAGCAAAUGCAUGAGACGGAGGACAGGGGCACAUCCCACGGCACUAGCGACAGUAACAUGUUGCAGGCCCUGCCCAACCCAAUCAUGGCCCAGUCCCUGCCAAGUGCCCCACUCUAUAUGCGCCAGGCCGAAUCUCACACCAGCAACCUGAGGAUGCCGCUCACCAUGACCAGCAACACCCAGGUAAUGGGCACGGCCAGCAACUCCUACCUGCCCAACCUCUUUGCCACACAGUCGGCCAGCAACAACAAGCCCUUCCUCUUCAGCCUGCCACAGUCCAUGGGAGGCCAACAGACCCAGUUUGUGGCCGUGCCGCCCCCUUGUAUGCCCCCAUUCUCUCAGCAGUUGAUGGUACAGCAGCAGGCAGCGCGGGAACAGCAACAGGCGGCCCAGAUGGGACAGGGGGAGAAGAAGCCCUAUGAGUGCACACUAUGCACUAAAACCUUUACUGCUAAACAGAACUAUGUCAAACACAUGUUUGUGCACACUGGUGAGAAACCACAUCAGUGCAGCAUCUGCUGGCGCUCGUUCUCCCUGAAGGAUUACCUAAUCAAACACAUGGUCACACACACAGGGGUGCGUGCCUACCAGUGCAGCAUCUGCAACAAACGCUUCACCCAAAAGAGCUCCCUCAACGUCCACAUGCGGCUGCACCGUGGAGAGAAGUCUUACGAGUGCUACAUCUGCAAGAAGAAGUUCUCGCACAAGACCCUGCUGGAGAGACACAUGGCUCUGCACAGCACAGCGGGCACCGUCACAGGGCUGUCGGGGGCAGCAGGCGCCGGUGGUCCCGUCACCAUUCCCAUGGCCGUGCCCGAACCCGGCGCCGGAGUGGUGGCCCUCGCCAUGCCCGUCAGCGGAGGCGCCGGAAUAGGGGGUGGGGUCGGAACAGGAGUGGGUGUGGCUGCGGAGGCAAGCUGCCAAGAAGGGACCACCUACGUGUGCUCCGUCUGUCCUGCCAAGUUCGACCAAAUUGAGCACUUCAAUGACCACAUGCGAAUGCAUGUCUCCGAUGGAUAAGUACAAAUAGAUGCACUUCUUUAAAAAAAGAAUGAAAAAGAAAAAUGGCACUAGAUUUUUUUAUUUUGGGGCAUGAAGAGUAAUGAGUAUAGACACUGGCACAUUAAGUUUCCCAGAAAGGAGUUUUUUUUGUUGUUAUUCUAAAAGAAAAACAAGAUGGUGGCCUUAAGGCUUUGUAGUUUGAUAUUGAUCCACUGGAUGGAUCCUUACUACAGGCCUCUAAAUGUAUGCUUUCCUAAAAUUACUGAUUUAUGUGUUGAACACUACCGAAAGGCCUACGAAAGAAACACACACAUACACAAAUUCAAACUUACACACCUAUAUACAGUAUAGAUAUAUGUUUGUAUGAGUGUAUGCGUUCAUGUGUGUAUGUGUGUGCUUGUGUAUUUGUAUGUGUGCGUGACUGCUUGUGUGUGUGUGUGUGUGUGUGUGUGUGUGUGUGUGUGCGCGCGUGUGCAAACAUUGCCAUGGAAUUUCUAACAUGGUAAAUGUGAUCCCAUAUUGACCGUUUUGGGCACUAUAGGCGUCCAAGCUUACUGUGGUAUGAUUUUCAAAUAAACAAAAAAAAAAUAUCUGGCUUGGGCUAAAGAUUCCCUCUUAAAAAAUAUUGUUGGUCACAAGUUUGCCUUCUUAUGUCGGAUAAGAAAAGGAGAGUAAUUCAUUUGACACUGGGUUUUUAUUUAUUAUUAUGGUAUCGAGGGAUUAAAAUGCAGCUGUUGUGGAGGUACAAGUUGAUUUGACUAAUUGUACUGAAAUGUAACUUCCUGUGAGUGGGUAUAGGAAUGGUUAUUUGGUUAAUGUUUUACUGUCCAUGCAGUUUAAUGGUUCAGGUUAAAGUUGACGAAAUUAGGGUUGUUGAUAAGACAGUAUUUGAGCAAACAAACAAACAAAAAGUAAUAUUGUUAGGAGUUUAUUUCGUUUGCAUACACUGCCACUAAUAUCUUAGAAGACUGUUCAGGCUAUAACUUAUUAACAGAAGACAGAAGAAAGUUCUUCUUGACUUAAUCUGUUUCUAAAUGAUUGUUUAGUUCUAUGAAGAGGAUUUGACAUGUGCAGUUGUGGCAGGCUUGAGUAUGUCACCAGACUUAUCAUGAUUGCUGCUCCCACAACGUGUACCAGACUGUUAUCAGCUGUAGAUUACGACGCGAUUCGUCAUUAUUACUAUUAUCGUUCAAAUGAUUCAAACAAAAAAUAUAUAUAUUAUUUGAUAAUGGAAUGAUUUACCAAGGAAGUUUAAGACAGCCGUCAAAUGGAUUACCGGUGAAUUGAGAAUGAUUCUGUGAACUUGCAUUGGACAGAAAUAUCAUCCUAUGACCUAAAACUCUUGUCUACCCUGUUCCUAAGGAUAUGACCCAGCUAUUUGAGCAGGUGGAGAAAAUGAAAUGCACUACUCCUGAAAUCUUAGCUCCACCUGGUGGCCCAAAUGGCAUGCCAAGUCCGGACAUGACAUGUAGACAAGAGAGACACGAGGCAAAAUAAAGCAUGAUAACAUAUACCCGGGUCAAUAAUUGGCCUACUUCAUAAUAUACCACAAUUUGCAGAUGGACUUUCCAGACAAUAAGAUACAUUCCUGUUUUCACCGGAUACCUAGACACAAGUGUGUACAGAAUAGAUUUGGGAGUAGGGAGCGGGGAUACCGUUCAAGUGUCACGUCACUCAAAGGCUCUGCUCUGAUAUUUGUCUUGUUGUUCUUGCAUUUUAUCCAAAAUAAGACAGCCACGUCUGCCUGCAACUGCAAUCUGACGUUUUUGCUAAUUUCUUUGAGUAGACACUUUUUUUUUUAGUUACAACAAUGAGAUCGUAACUAACCACAAUUACAGUACAGUCUGAAAACAAUAUGUUGUAGAUAAAAACAAAGUGCUGCAUUGCAAAUUUUCUUCAAAUGCCUGUGCUUAAUAUUGAAUUGUUUUACUUAAGAAAUUAAAUUCUAUGAUUUUCGUUUUUUUUUUUUCAUUUUCUAAAAGGACAUUUUUUUUUUCUUAAAAGCUUGAUAAGAGGACUGCAUUAUUUUCUUGCAUAAAUGUUGCACUGCUUAAACCGAUAAGUGCACUACUGUUACCAGAGAUAUUUUAGUUUUCGAGAAUAAUAAUCAUUUUUUAUUGAAUGUUUGGUUGUAGAAUUCACGUGUUAGAAUAGCUUUUGUUCUAUUUUUCGAUAAGGUAAUUCAGCGUUUCUUGGCUUUUGUUAUUGCUUGCUACUAUAUGUAUUGACUUGUGCUGUGUUUGUGCAAGCAUUUAUUUUUUAUUCAAAUCCGAACCAUCGUGUGAGCUUCUCUCUGUUUUUACCCUUUUUAAAUGUAUUCUUUUCAGGAGUUAAUCCCUUCUAACAGCAGUUAUCGCACUGCAUACAUUAGAACAGAUGCUGAAUUUUCAUACAAAAAGCAUUCAUGCCAAAUGAUACCCCCCCCCAAAAAAAAAAACCUAACUUUUUUUAUAUAUAGUGUGCGUGGACAUAAAUGAUACACAUAAAUCAUAGGUGUGUUUUAGACAUUUCUUUGGGAAUAAGAGGGUGGGUGGGAGAUUGUACGAAGCUUAUUUGCUAUUUGUAAAUUGUUUCACAAGUGUGUGUCUCUUGUGUUUUGUAUGUCUGUGUGAGUGUUUGUGUGUGUUGUAUAAUCAAACUGUUGGUGUCCCAAGUGGAUGUGUAAUACCUGAACUGUAGGGCUUCCUUUGCAAUAUGCAGUGCAGGUACUAUGAGAAGCAGCUUUUGCUAACCCUCAUGGGCUAAUAAACACAUUUGUGAUGCACAUUUACGAAGACAUCUAUUGAUCAAACAUUGAUACUGGUAAAUACAUUGCCCCUAUUGGAAGAAGUAUAUGGCAUUUUGUGCCUAGUGCUUCAGUUACCUUCAUUCAGCUGGUUGCAAUUUGAAAAGGCAAGGUGUACCUGAGAAAAGUCUCACAGCUUCACUGUGUUCUAUCUUUGUCUCUUUCAAAUGGGAAAAACAAGGACGUGAUGAUGAGGACUGUAAUUAACAUAGAUCACAAAGUUCGGAUAUCCUCGUAUUUGAAACAACGGACCUACUGCAUGCAUCAGAGCGGUGUCUUCAUAUUAUGUCAUAGUCUCCAUCUGGUCACUGAAUAGCAUGUGGUUGUCAAAGCGAAGGAAACAAUAUACACUCCCCUACGUGUUUUGUGGGAACAGUGAAUCUACAUGUUUAAUUUGUCUCUGUACCCCAGCAUAUUUUCAUACAUAUCUGUUUUAACGUUUAGAAAUGAAAGCAUGUUAUGUAUGUAGUCCCCCCAUUUGAACGUAUUAGAAGUAUUUGGGCGAAUUCACUUAUAGUGUAUUAUAUUUAGUCAAAAGUUUAUUAUUUGGUCCCAUAUUCCUAACACGCAAUGAGUACAUCAAGCUUGUGACUACAAACUAGUUGGAUGAAUUUGCAGUUUAUAUUGGUUGUGCUGUUGUGCUAUGCCCACUAGAAAUGAAUGGUAAAUAAUGUGUAGUGUAUUUUGGAGUCACUUUCAUUGUAAAUUAGAAUAUCAUAUUUCUGAACGAUUAUAAAUUAAGGUGGAUGCUACCAUGAUUAUGGAUAAUUAUGAAAGAAUCGUCAAUAAUGAUGUGUGAUAAAGUUACAGAGACAUAAAUAUCAUGCCCCUCAUGAGAGGAUAGCAUGUUUUGAGGGAUCUUUGUGCAUCUGUAACUUGGUACAUUCAUGUAAAAGUGUCCAAAAACAUAUUAUUUUCUUAUUUACAAUAAAAGCGACACCAAGUAUUCACUAUAAGUGAAUUUGUCCAAUAUUUAAAAUGGGGAGGACGAGAUACAUAAAGUGCUUUCAUUUCUAAGCGGUAAAUAUUCUGUACUGGCGCUACAUAAGACAAUAUUAAACGUUUUAGCUUCGCUGUCCAAAUAAAUACGUAGGUGAGUGUAUGUGACGUGUGAUUGGCCAGCAGUUUGUUAUCCUCUGCUGCAGAGAUCUCUAGGGUGAACAUAAGCCUAUACCUGCUUCUACUCUAUAGCUUCAAUUGCCACACUAAGUCAAGGAACACUGAAUGCAAUGUUAAUUUGUCUCUAUUUUUGGAGGACUCUCUGUAGGCGUAGGUUUGCUGAGGCAAUGUCCUUAACAGAUGGCUACAGUAUGUAAGGGACUGCUGUGAUCUAUUUUGAUCACAUGUUAUUGCUCUGCCAUACAGUUGUUGUUGGUGUUGGUGGUAGUGUUCAGGGCCGUAAAACCAGGGUCUUAGUCCAGACUGUUUUAAGAAAGUUGAAGCUCAUUUACUGCAUUUCGAUACAGAUUUUUUAAAUGUUUAUCUAAAAUGCUAUUUGGAGAACAGCAAAACGUGACCCCAGCCAUUAUCACACUGGUCGCUGUAGCUUCAUUCACCUCAGUCCAUCUCCAAACACACAGCCUACUGGCUAUACAAUUAGCCGCUACACAUGAACUCAGAACUGGGAUUAAAAACUAUGAUUGAAUACGUACAGAGGGAUAUGUUGGCAGAAAAAAAGUAUUUCAUUAACGAAAAAGUAAACAAAUGAGUUUGUUUUACAGAACAAUUGUUUUUGCAGUUUUACAGCUAAUUUCCUGUCGUUCUCCACAUGUUGCCAUGACUUAUUCCAUGUGAAUGAUAUCUGAGUGAGAGGGACUAACUAAAUCAAUUGAAAUCCCCCUGGGGUGCCCAGACGGUAAUUCAGCCACGAUUACUACAAGUUUAGAUAGCUGGCUAGACUAACUAGACUCAUUUACCAAUCUAAAAAUGUGUUACUGACAUGGGCUAAUUGAGUGACUGUCAGUGAGUGACAUAUAACAACAGGAAAACUACUGAUGCACAACUACGCUUUGAAAUUGCACCUUGUGUAUUCUACUAUUCUAGAACAGUAAGUUGAGACCCUGACGGAGUUCCAUCUUUUGAAUUUUUGUCCAACUAUGUGGUUUACAGCCCUGGUGGUUGUCUGCUGUAUGGAAUAAUAUAGAACUGGUCAACCGUCUAGGCAGAGCAGUACAGUCACCAAAUGAGUCCCAGUAAACACAGUGAACCGUGCACCGUGAAAGCAAGUCCAACCUUCAGUUUCGCAAAACCAGAAUAAUGAAUGCACUCUAUGAUAGCCAUGGAGCCAUCACUUAUUUAUAAUGAAACCAAGACCAGACAAUAGUUGCUUCCAAGUGUAUUACCAGUGAGAUAAUCUAGCAUUAUUUUGUGAUGAUCAAGAUUAUCAAGUGAUAUCAAGUGAUUGUUUGGACCACUUGGCAGUCUUAUACAGUCAGCCUAAAUGAUAUUUAUGUAACACAUGAAUCAAAUGCACUAUUGACUGUAGAUGUCUUUCUUAAAGUGCGUCAUUUUCUCGUUGUCACAGGUUGUUUAAAAAGACAAUAGCGAUGUAGAUAUUGUUUUUUUAAUAGACAGCGUUUUCGAGAGCGGAUUUGGGCUAUAAAUCAUCCAUAUUAUUCCACGGCUGAUGAGAGGUUCAAUGGAUAUACGACAUGACAUUGACAGUACUGAGGUAUAGGCCUGUUGGUUACCCAUAGACGGUUGACCUCACUCAUACGUGUGUUGUUAAGGCAAACUUGACUUACAAGUAGAAGAUUAGCAUUAGUGUCAUCUUAUGAUACCAUACAUUGACAUGGCUGAUGAACUACCUAGGAUUUGUUUUCCAACGGCGCCAUUUUCCCCUCUCCCUGGCCUUACUUAUAACAGCUCUCUUUUUGUUUCAUUCACUUAUUGUACCCGUGGCUGAUGUCCCAUUAUUGUGUUCAAUGAAUAGUCAGAAAGUUGUGAAAACAUGCAAUGCAACCCUGAAAUACACCCCUGUCGUAAUUGUCCCAUUUAUGUUUGUAAGAUUGCUGUAACGUAAUGUGUUUUUUCAACUAUACAAUAUACUCACAGGUAUAGAGUUACGCAGAAUUAAGCCUAUAGCUCUUCGUUCGGUGUUUUAUAACGGUCACUUUCUUAUAUUUCACAUUUUUACUUAAGGGUAGAGACACAGGAUCAGUUUUUCAGUGUUUGAAUCAUCUGUGUGCUUGUGUGUUUCAGGGCUUUACUUUGACCUUUUAUCUGGCAACCAUUGUGUACCGGUGUAUUUGUAAUUCAUUUUUAGUUAGUGGGCAAACAGGAUAGACAGCCAUUGAAGACAUCACAGCUUGCCAGAAGCACAUAUCUUCUGGGUGGACACAAACCUCUUUUCAAAUGAGAGAGAGAGAGAGGGGGGGGGGAAUAUAAGAACUAAAGUAGUGAUAUGCUUGAAUGCCACAGCACAUGUGAUAUACACUCCUAGAAAAAAAAGGUGCUAUGUAGACCCCCCAAAAAAGAGUUGGUCAGCUGUCCACAUAGAAUAACUGUUUGAAGAACCCUUUUUGGUUCCAGGUACAACCCUAUUGGGUUGCAGGUAGAGCUGUUUCUACAGAGGGUUCUAUAUGGAACCCAAAAGGGUUCUGCCCGGAACCAAAAAGGGCUCUACCCGAGUGUGCUUCUUGUUCUAGAAGGCUUAGAAAUACUCAUGCUAUUUGUCUAACAGCUUACAUCAGUGUCCUCACAUUCAUUUCAUGUGCUUCCACAGUAUCUUGCAUAGUAACUCAGAUAGUAACGAACAGUUACUCUGACAGUAAACCUGCUGGCAUACAUUAUAUAGAUCAAUUCCAACUACAUGGUAUCAGUUGAAUCUAAUGGAUAUACAGUACAUGCACCUCUUCAUCAACAACACGUAUAAUAUAAACUUUUUGAGAUACAGACAGAACUGCAGCUAAAUGAAUGUGCUUUGAGGGAUAUAAGGAGUGUGCCUAUCUAUCAAGUGCCUAUUUGUACAGUACUAUACGAAAUCUUCAUAAAGUAGUUUUGCUCUCCUACAGUACAUUUUCCAAAUAUAUACAGUAUAUACACAUGAUAAUCUAUACACAAAUGAUAACAAUAUUUAUACUACUACAACAACAAUGUUGGUCAUAGUCAUAACACAGUGCAUCCUAAGAAAGCCUUUUAAAAUAUCUUUAUCCGCCUCAAAUCUUCUAUUUAUAUACAGAUAGAUUUGUGUUUUUAUUUCCUGCUGUCAUACAUAGCUUUGUAACUAAUACAUAAAGACAAAACCGCUAUGGUAAACAACUGGAGUUAAUUUACUGUAAAACAGUAAGGGUCAUAGCCCACCCAACUCUUCUUCAUUAAAACAAUGAGUAAGCAUGUACAAUAAUAUGAUAUAGUAGCUGGUCCCUAUCUUCAUAUUUGCCAUUACACACACACACAGAAUUGUUUUGUUUGUCUAAAACAAUGUAAUCUCAAAGAGUUUGCCCAGGUUUGUAACCACACCUAAAUUGUCAUGACUUCUGGCUUAUCAGCUUUAGCUAUCAUUCUUCUGCCAUUCUGAACGUCCAUAAUUACAUUUGGGGGGGGUGCUCUUAGUAGUAGCUCUAUAGUGGUCACUAAAACCCUUUUCACAUUUUCUUUUGAUGCAAAAUUCCUACCGCAAUCAAAUGUUGUCCUUAGACAUAGCCUAGCUGUUCUCUCAGAAUUCAAUGAUCACGAUCUCACUUCAGACCUCCCAGUCAGUUGAGCACAUACCGUGUGUUUGUUCCCUGCUUGUAGUUCAUAUCGAUGGAUUGCGUGUAUACUUGUGUCUUUGUGCUGGUUCGGGCGAUGAUAGGCAGUCGAAAUCCGUUUCUGACCUAGCAAUCAACUAUGCUUAUCUGUCCCUGCACAUAGCUACACGUGCACCUGCAUUUCUGUGCAUGAUCAGUCACACAGAUGCAGUACUAUAUUUGAUUCAGCUACUCCAGUCCACAACACCACAGCAAUACCAGUUAGAAGUGCAAACGCGUUUUACGCGAAGAGUAGCAAGCCUUUGUCCGAGUGUCGACUGUAAUAAGUGUCCUUACGAACCAGAAUCGGACAGCUGUCCCAUAUAUCAGCCUCUCUUCAGCAUUCUUCUCUUUACUAUCAUUGUAUAAGAGUGUUACUCUCUAGAAUAUGAUUUGGAGAUCAAUCGUCAUCUUUUCUUGUUUGCGUAUCUCUAACUUGAAUUGAUAGGGAAAAGUUCAUGCUAUACAUUAUCCGAGCCCAAUACCCGCCGCAUAUUUGAAAGAUUGACAUUCCUGUAUUGUCCAGAACAUUCCUAACUAGUCUGGCAUCACUUUACGUGACUAUGUUGUCACAGACAACGUGACCCCCAACAGCCUUACUAGGACACCAGAUCAUUUACUUUCUUUUCACUAUUCGCUGGUCUGCUGGUUAUUCUGUCCUGGGACAUUUUCCCCUCUAAGUUGGUUUAUGUUUAGCUGAAUAUCCGCAAUAAAUCCCACUCGUAUUGAUGUUUCAUUUAAAUGUCACUGGCUAGCUCAAAUUUAGAUGAUUUACAGGUCAGUCUCAGAAAAGCAGUGCUUAGCAUCUCUUGCAUUGAUGAUUCCAUCAUUGUAUUUGCUAUAGCUUCUAAACCCAGGGCAAAAUAUGCCCCUGCGUACACGACAAUGGUUUGCUUGCUACCAUGGCGUGCUCUUCUGGACCAUGGUGUGCUCUGGUGCCUGUCUGAUUGGGUUUCAUAUGCAAUAUCUCAACCCCCCAGUAAAUGUUGUCUUUUAGUUAUAGAGAAUACUGAGUCAUCCAGAAGCUGUGGCGUUUGAAAGGUGCUGAAUAAAAGAGCCUCAACAGUAGCUUGCUUAGCACCUUUGGAUUGUCUUGGGGCUUUCGGCAGGUCUCUUGAACUUCUAACAUGUCCAGAAGAUAGUUUAUGUCUAUGGUAAGAUUAAGCAACAUGCACUGCACUGUGUUACCCAUAUGUUUUUCUAAGUUGGUCCCUCUUUCACCUAAUAGGUUCGGUUAACACUUUCUGUCCACUUUCGGCUGUGUUCCCCUUCCCCCCCAUACUUGUGGUCUCGCUCAGCAUGCAAUCAUAUAUAAUUAGUUUGAACAUGCAGAACGUCCAUGACAAUACGUUGCUUUGUGUUGUUGUUGAAGGUGUGUUGUUGUUGAAGGUGUGUUGUUGUUGAGCCAUUAGGGGGUUAUUGAACAUGUUGGAUGACAUGUUUUUUUGUUCUUGCCGUAAACACCAAAGAAUCAUAAGAAUAUCACAGUGUCUUGAGUUUCAAGCAGAAAGAACAUAAUCUGUUGUGUAAUCGAUAACAAAGACUACCAAGGUGUACGUUCCUGUACAUUUGUGCGCGUUCAAAUCUGGCUAGAUGGCUACUGUUCUAUUUUAUUUUGAUACUAAAGACAGGGUGCUUGUGAAAAUGCGUUACUGCGUUUUAUACUCUGAUCACGAUCGGUAGACUGUAGUUGAAUAGUUGUGUUGAUGUGCCUACUGUAGACCAAAAUAGCUUUUCUAAAGAAAUUCAGCAAAACAGAAAAAAUAAAUCUGACACGUAGUAGCUGGGAUGUAAAACUAUAGCAUGUUAUUACAUGAAUAAGAUUUUUAAAUGUUGCAUUGUUCCUCUGCUUAAAAGUAAUACCCAAUAUCUAUUAGUUAUUUUUCUCUCCAUACUCUCAGCUAAUUGAUUUAGGCCUUUCCAAUACGCAUUUGAUUUGGUUUGAUUCAUCUGUUUGUCUUUGUUUGAUCCGUUCAUCUGCUAUUCCAGUUUUCAGCAGUUGAUUUCUUCCUGCCGUAUUGUUGAUUUCAAAAGCUUUUAUUCUCUAAUAAACAAAAUGCACUGGAUUGGUGGAAAACUGAUACUCAACUGAAGUGCCAUGCACAAUUGAUCAAUUGGCCUGACUAAUAUUCAAAAGACACAAGUUUCAAAAUGUUUUUCAAACAUAUAGUGGAAGAUCCAUAGCAAAUUUAUACCGUUUUUUUUUUCAUACUUUGAGAUGGACCAAGAUGCUAGUUGCUUUUGCACAUAUUUGUUUAUUGGUUUUGCAAUGUGUUGAUGCCAUUGAGUAAAAGAUUAGGAAGAUUAAAUUUACCGCUGCCCAUAACAACCAAUCCAAGUAACGCAAAGAGGCCUAAAUCUGAUUUAAAGGCCUUUAAAAAAAAAAAAUGUCCCACAAUACGAUAUUAGUACAUUUUGAUGGCUACCCUAGAGCCUGCUACAGAUACAUUCUUCCCAGAGAGCAUGAAGCCCAAUAGCCAGCAGACAUUUGAUGAAUAAUCACUGCAAAAACAACAAUACAGUGUAAUAAUAUUCACAUGAAUUGAGUUGUAUUAACAUCUUAAAGAUGUGGACCAAAUUUUUUAUCAGUUGGUGGCAUACGUGAUAUCGAUUACUACAUGAUAUAUUUUCUGUCAUAUUAAUUGUUCAUAUCAAAGAAGAAUGUAACCCCUUGGGAUUUUUUUGUGGUUGUUCAUAUUUCACGUAUUGAUGAGGUAUGGCCUUUUGAAGCUUUUUUUCAAGCUGGAUGUUCGAAAUAGGAUUCGUAACUCGUGUCAUGCUUCUUUAGUGUAGUAGUGUCAUAACGUCAGCGUCUCCCAUAGGACAUUGUAAGAUCCCCCUCAGUGAUAAAUCGGACAUUCAGUGUGCUCUCGAAGUGUAGCUAGCUGUAUGUUACAGAAAGCGUAGGUUUUUUAAUCAGACAGUCAAGCUUUUUUGGAAAAAAAUGCACCUGCAGUCAAAUGUGAGGGGCAUUUAUAUAUACACAUGUAUUUAAUUAAGAAUAUUUUGUUUAGGUUUUGUUGCCUGCUUUGGCUUGCGAUUUCUUUAUCUUCCUGAUCAAAUACUCCUUAUAUAUAAAAAUAAUGAACUUGGAGCUGUUGUAGUACAGGUAGUUAACAUCACAAUUAAGGAACCCUGACUUAUAUGCUGCAGUAAUGUUGUUUUGUCAGUUUUGUUUUCUUUUAUGUGUGCUCCUAGUUGGUUUUUAUUUUUAUUAUUGUUAUGAAACAACCUUGUUUGAAUUGUAUGACUGCUGUUUUGAAAUAGGUGAUACGUUUAAAAAAAAAUUUUUUUUUAAUGUAUGUACAAGGAAGUUUUAUAAUUUGACUUGUCAAACACUGGACUGAGUUUUCCAACAUUUCCAAGUUGAGAGCUAUUAUAUGAGAGACAUUAACCGACUGCACAGAAUAAAGCCUUAUCACACCCAUUAACUGACAGAUGAAGCAUGUCCACACUGCUGGAGAAGGAAUAGUGACACCAUUUUUAAAAAUGGAAAUUGCUAAUUAUAUUUGCACCAUUUUAAUUAAGUUCAAUAAGGUGCUGAAUAUAUCUGCUAAAUUGUUGCAUUUGUCAGGCUUAUUCAAAUUUGUCCGUCAUUAUUAUACAAUAACAAUUUCAAAAUUCUCUGUUCUAACAAAAGACUGUUCUAAUAAGUAUAUGCUGAAAUAUCAAAAGGGAUACCACUUAAUAGCAAUUCAAUAAUCAAACUAAACCACUCAGUAUAUGUCGUCUUAAUGUUAAAGUCUUUUGCAGAGUCAACUACCACUUAUCAAACCAGAAAAGAGAUUUGCACUAAUCAUAUUUUGGUCUUUGUUGAUGGAAAGCAAUACAACACAGAACAUUUGACACAUUCUUCAAGCCACAGUAUUUGAAAUAAAAGCGCUGUCUGUGUACAGGUGUAAUGCUGUGUAAAAGGUUAUGUUUUAAAAGUUUUUUUUUUAUUUAAAAAAAAAAAGAUUUUUGUUUAAAGGUACAGAAUGGAAACCUGUUGUCUUUGAGACACAUUAUGAACUUGGACACGCACAUAUUGUUGUUUAGAGUUGACAUGUUUGACCAAUCAGACAUUCUGUUUCCUCUUGUGAUUGUUUUGGACUAAAUGAAAUUGCUCUUACAAGCCCUAAGUGAGGGACAGGAAGGAGUUGAGAGUCACAAGAUGUCCCAUAAACAUGCACUCAAUUGUAAAAUGUCCUCAUCAGAAAAAGAUGGUGGUAACGGAACCAAAGGUAAUAAAAGUUUAUGUUAUGUAGACAAUAUUUUCUUUCAAAUGAUGCCAACAUAACACAUUAAACUUCCUCCAUGUUAAAACAUUCAAUUUCUUCACUGAUUUACUUAUUUUUCUGUUUUAAAACACUCAUAUGUAAAGAUCUGAGGUCAGGUCGGAGUACAUCUUUCUGGGACAUUAUUGAUAACAUUUUUGAAAAUGGGAGAAAAAAAAGACUACAACAUUUCUGUAGAAAAACACUGAUGGAUGGGAAAUGCCUCUUUCCUUGUCAAUUUUAACAUCAGUUUAGUCAUCCAAAGAAUCAAAGUCCACCCAAACAUAUUAGAAUUCAUAAUUAUCCGUAAGGAAAUAGACAUCAAGAGUAGUGGGGUGAAAUAUUGUUGAAGUCGAAAUGUUCUGAAUUGAUAAUUAUAAACCAUCAAUCAUUUAUGAUAGCAAUCAUGAUAAUUAUAAUUUUUGGUAUCUGGGAAUAGUAGCUUUCCUGUUAUAACCGCUUUGUGGUGUUAUUGAAAGGUGUUGCAGUUUGUCUAAAUAUGAAGCAUAAGUAUGUGCCUUCUUGUAAUCUCCUUGGUGAGCUUGUUAUUAUUGAGAAGCUGAAGCCAGCCAAUAGUGUUUGCACUAAAACCAAAUUGCUUUUGUGAUGUAGGCUAUUUAAGCAAGCUUGUUGCAUCACUUUAACCGUACAGUAUGCAUGAGGGUGAAAUUGGUAAAUUCUACGGCUAGCGCUCCCAUCUGUUGAUCUGUUAACUAGUGCAGCUUAGUGAAUACCCCGACUAUAUAUCAGCUUUGUACUGCGUUCCGUUUCUGAUUCCAUCUCAUUCAUUACUCUUCUAAUUUCUCAAGACGCAUGUUCCACAUGAAAUAACCUCUGUGGAAUAUCCAUACUCUAAAAGACAAAGCAAAUGACAUAACAAAUCAAACACAGCUCUCCUUUUUCUUUUCAUAUGCCACAGCUGAAGAGCUGCAAUACUAGUUGUAAGAGAUAUUCAACCAUUCUCUCAACCCACGGGGAUGCAUGAGUACAAGAGGCUACUUCGAGACUUGGUCAACUUUAUUUUGAUUGUUUUUAAAAAAAGUUUGUGUUUCUAAGUUAUUUUAGUCAGUUUGAAAUCAUAAGAGAAAUAAAUAGCUACAUGCUUUGAGUCUUACAAAUGCACCUUUAUUCAUGUCAGUCUGAGUGGAAAAGGCUGGUUAUGUAAUAUGUCUGAUUUAGCACCUUACUACACAGCAUGUUUUCACUAUAUGCCAGUUUUGCUACUCUUCCGUGCAUAUGAUUUCCAAAACAAACCUUAUAUAUUUUGUGAAAAUGUUUAAAGGGAUGUGCCAAAGUUAGGAGGCGAUCUCCCGAGUGUUUAAAGCUUAUAAUCUUUUUCUUUCUUCCUCCUUCAGUUAUCACAAUGGUAUGUCAGACCUUUCCUAUCAAUGUGUGAAAGCAAGUUAUUUCAGCAAACAGUAUCAUUACCUGCCAUUUUACAGUAAGCCCUGUAUUUCACGUAUAUUUACCAGUGAUGUGUAUUUGUUAUUAUAAAGAAAAAUAGCCGUAAAGCUUCAUUAUGUUACAUAAUAUUGUGACUUUUUUCGAAAAACUGUGAAGACUUAUCUUGCAUAUACUUUAUACAGAAGUAUUAAGCCUUAAUACAAAAUACUAAAAAAAGUGUGGAAGAAUAAACUGAUUGUUGCUAAGUAAGGAUGAUUUUUUGUAAAUGUUACCAGCACUUUUUUUGUAAUUUUCACUCUCUGAGGUAUUGUACAAGUUCACGCUGUUUGUGAAGUUUGAUUAUGAAGGAAUAAAAAACUAGUACUUUCCUGUACUUCACAGAAA
Molecule: messenger RNA, 16626 nt
Organism: Oncorhynchus tshawytscha (Chinook salmon)
Lineage: Eukaryota; Metazoa; Chordata; Actinopteri; Salmoniformes; Salmonidae
Product: zinc finger and BTB domain-containing protein 20
Exons: 6
Coding region: 1031-3085 (684 amino acids)
Biological process (GO): regulation of cytokine production; regulation of immune system process; negative regulation of transcription by RNA polymerase II
Molecular function (GO): protein binding
Source: RefSeq, a predicted model, not a curated record